GGUUGCCCCCCGAUGUGCGUCGCGUUGUCUGGGGCUGCAGGUUUUUGAGCUGAGGAGAGGACUCUUGGUUGCGGUGCGCACCCUCGUGGAGUGCGAUGCCUGGGCGACGGUCUUGGGCAGGACAGCUCAGGCACGGAUGGAGAGACAGCGCCAAUUGGACCUCACAUUCGAAGCCAGAUCAUUCCUUCGUCGAGACACUUACCUACCUCGCUAGUGCAGUCAUGGCGUUCAUUCGCCGGAAGGUGGCACACGAGUCGUUCGACAUUUGGAAUUGCGCUCAUAAAAACAAUUUUGGCGAGGCUAUAAAUGGCGCCCGAGAGGUCGGACUGCACUCUCAAGCAAAUGCGAUGGCACGCCAGGCAAAAGUUGCGGCAGACAAGGUUCCGUAUCAACCCACCAAGCAGACGAUGAACGUCAUCAGCUACAUUGCUGUGGCGAGCAUGUGCGAGAGUGGGCGGCAGUGGCAGGGAUUGGGGGUUGGCGCAUCAACCAGCCCCAGCUGCUACAGCGUGUGGACAGGAGCAUGCGAAAAUGGGCAGCAGUGGCAGCAGUGGCAGCAGGCUUCGUGCGAGAAUGCGUCAUCAGCUACAGUACUAGAAGCAGCCAGACGUAACCAGCUAGAGUACGAGAGGCAGUCCGUACUGGUGGCCUCGGUGCAGCCAGACGUCAUCAGCUACAGUACUGGGGCCAGAUCGGGCGAGAACGGGCAGAAGUGGCAGCGGGCUUCGAACGGAUGGCGACAUGAGCUACAGUACUAGAAGCAGCCAGACGUAAUCAGCUAGAGCGCGAGAGGCAGUCCGCAAUGGAGGCCCCGGAGCAACCAGAUGUCAUCAACUACAGUACUGGGGCCAGAUCGUGCUAGAAUGGGCAGCAGUGGCAGCUGGCUUCGUGCGAGAAGGCGUCAUCAGCUACAGUACUAGAAGCAGCCAGACGUAAUCAGCUAGAGCGCGAGAGGCAGCCCGUAGUGAAGGCCUCGGUGCAGCCGGGCGCCAUCAGCUACAAUACUGGGGUCAGAUCGCACGAGAACGGGCAGCAGUGGCAGCAGGCUUCGUGCGAGAAGGCGUCAUCAGCUACAGUUCUUGAAGUAGCCCGUGAGGCCAUGAUGCAGCCUGACGUCAUCAGCCACGCAACUGGGGCCUGCUCGUGCGAGAACGAACAGCAGUGGCAGCGGGCUGCGUGCGAGAAAGCGUCACCAGCCGCCGUGCGAGAGACAAACGGGCGCGAUCAGCUACAGAGCGGAAGGCAGCCAGCAUUGGCCUGGACACAGCCAAACGCCAUCAGCCACAGUACUGGGGCUAGACCGCGCGAGAACGGACGGCAGUGGCAGCAAGCAGCCUCUGCGCGGGCAGCAGUUGAAUGUGGAGGCCUUAGCCGCAGAGUCAGAAGCCGCCAGGCGUCAUCAGCUGCAGCGACAGAAGCAUGUAUAAGUGCAGGAUUCAUUGCAGCCAGACGUCAUCAGCUACAGCAUUGGGGCCGGCUCAUGCGAGAACAAACAGCUGUGGCAGCAUGCCGCGUAUGAGGUAGCGUCAUCAGCUACCGUGCGAGAGGCAGCCUUGCGUCAUCAGCUACAGCGUGAGAAGCAGCCAUCAGUGCCCCCGACACAACCAGACGCCAUUAGCUACAGUGCUGGGGCCAGGACGUGCGCGAACGCACGGCAGUGGCUGCAAAUUUUGCGCGAGAAGACGGUAACAGCCUCGGAGCAGGGUACAGUCAGACGUCAUCAGCUGCAGCGCGAGAAGCAGCCAGAAGAGGAGGCCUCAUUGCAGUCAGACGUCAUCAGCUACAGUACUGGGGCCUGCCCUUGCGAGAACGGAUGGCAGUGGCAGCGGGCUUCGCGCGAGGAGGCGUCGUCAGUUACAGGGCGAGAAGUACCAAAACGUCAUCAGCCACACAAGGAAGCCGUUGAUGAGUAUGGUAUUCUCGCCGAUGUUAUGGACGUCUUCCGUCAACAUUGUGUCAGCCAGGCUCAAUGUUUGAAAUGCGAGACCACUGUAUCUUUCGAGCUGCUACUUCGGCAUUGCUUGGCUUGUCGCCAGAUCCAUUGCGAGGGCCAUGACUUGGCCACCAUGCUACACAGCAUGUGCCAGACCUUUGUUGACCAAAUCUCCAUGCUCGGUUUCGUGAAACUCGUGCAUUUGGGCGGCACCUGGACGAUCAUGGUCGAGUGGCGCGACCCAGAGGCCAGAAGGACUCCAAGUUAGCUCGGCAGGUGGCAGCGCCUGCGCGGGACCGACGAGGUGUGAGGGGAGGCCGCCUAGCUGGACAUUGCUUGUGCUGGAUUCGGCUCGUUUUGCUCCCCCAUUGCCCUCGUCGCCCUGCCGGGUGCGGCUCGUUUCACGUCUGGCCCUUGCGGGGCCCGGCGGCGGGUGCCCUCGGGUCCUCGUCGCCUUGCACUGUUUCCCCCUUCGGAGAGGCUGCUUGAACCAAUAGCCUACAGUUCGAGAGAGAGAGAGAGAGAGA
Molecule: messenger RNA, 2460 nt
Organism: Prorocentrum cordatum
Lineage: Eukaryota; Dinophyceae; Prorocentrales; Prorocentraceae
Source: the annotation of a GenBank genome assembly